UUCAACCAGCAGACAGAAUGCUGGGUGUGGCGGGCCAUGUUUCGCGUGGCGCCGGGCUCGGAGUCGCUUGUUCUGACGAAGACGCUAACGCCGGAGUAUUACGUUGGUGCCGCGUCGUCUGCGUCUACUUUAUGGCUUGACGAUCAUCCUUCAACUACUCGUCUUUUCUACUACUUGUCCGAUCAAAGAAAUCAACGAGGUUUAUUUAUGGCUUGAUGGCCCGACAGUCGCGCCUCUGUGCCUCUUUUCGGUGUCUUUGAGUAAUUAGAUAUGUAGGGAAGCCCACUAGGGGGAGCUAGCUUCGGACUAGCCUGCUCAUUAGGAUAAUCUAACCAAACCGGCACAGGAAUUCCAUCAAUCCUUCUAACACUCUGCAGCAGUGCCUCUGGCAAGGAGCUCCGCCCCGUUGCAGAGUUCUCGGCUUCGAUGCUGGACUUCAAUAGUGAACAAAGAAAGCGGCUUCCUGACGUAUCUGCGCAACCGCCAGCGCUUCAGGGGAUUUCGAUCGCUUCUUCCGCGGGCGUCGCCGCGCGAAUCUCUUUGCGUGAGAAGUUAGAGGAGGAGCGGCACCAGCACUCGCUGCAGCGGGCCACCUUUCUCAACCGCUUGCCCUACCGGGGAGAGGUGGAGAAGCUAUUCCCAAUCGCUGGCACCGGCGCCCCGGCUUGGGUGGGAGUGGCGCUCCAGAAUACCCUCUACAUGGAGUAUCUCAGUGGAAGAAUAGUAAAGAAGGCGGACGGAGCGAAGCACCA
Molecule: messenger RNA, 752 nt
Organism: Amoebophrya sp. A25
Lineage: Eukaryota; Dinophyceae; Syndiniales; Amoebophryaceae
Source: the annotation of a GenBank genome assembly